Plasmodium vinckei vinckei is the source of this 12258-nucleotide messenger RNA. Its product is annotated as NOT family protein, putative. The record is from RefSeq and is a predicted model, not a curated record. Gene Ontology annotation, biological process: nuclear-transcribed mRNA catabolic process, deadenylation-dependent decay. Gene Ontology annotation, molecular function: molecular adaptor activity. Gene Ontology annotation, cellular component: P-body; CCR4-NOT core complex. Bases 1 to 12258 code for a protein of 4085 amino acids. The transcript is spliced from 2 exons. Lineage: Eukaryota; Apicomplexa; Aconoidasida; Haemosporida; Plasmodiidae.
AUGAGAAUGGAUUACCAUGACAAAAGAAAUUAUUUUACGAGCAUAAAACAGCAUUUUAGUUUCAUUAAAAAAAAAAAUAAUGCUAAUGUAAAUGCUAGUAAUGAAAACAUAAACAAAUCAUUGAGUGAUUGUGAUAAUUCAACAAAAACUGGAAAUGAAUAUUAUGAGGAAGAUAUCAACAAAAUAGAAAAUAGUGAUACUUUAAUAAAUAUAAAUGACAAAACAGCCACAGGAGACAAUAAGCAUACUAGUGACGAUUUAAGGGCAUCAACUAAUAGUAAUAAAAGUGUCAACAGUAAUACAGAUGAUUGGCUAGUUGAUAAUAACAGUGCAAGUAGCAAUAGUAACAACAAUAACAUCCAUAAUAAUGAUAAUAAUAAUUCUGUGAAUAAAAUACAUAAAAAUGUUGGUGGUCAUGUAAAAAAUACUGACGAUAAAAACCAAUACUCUUCUGAUAAUAGUAAUAUAUUAAAUGCAAAUACCCAUGAAAAUAAUUCUAGCAGGAACAAUGGUGACCAUUUAAAUAAAAAUGUAAUGGGUAGCAGUGAUUCAACAAAUGUUAAUAACGAGAAUAACGAAUUUAAUACUCCCGAAAAUCAAACCUCGAUACAAAAGAAUAUGAAAAAUAAAAAUAACGAUAUUAAAAAUGGGGCAAUAAAUAUGGAACAAAAUGACAAAAAUCAUAAUUAUGAUAAUCAAUAUUUUAUAAAAAAUGAAGAUACCGAAUUUCGGAAUACUGAUAAAUUACAAAAACAAAAUAUGGUUAAAGCAAAUUCAUAUAUAAAAAACAAUCAAGGAAAACAGCCACCCGCUGAUUCAAAUAAUGAAGACCAAAGAGAUAGUAAAAACAAUAGUAAUAAUAAUUUUGAUAAUUUUAGUGACAAUAAUAAUGUCGACAAUUCUGACCAUAUAAAUGAUAGUAAUAAUAAUGAGAAAGGGUUGAAGACCCAUUUAGAAUCAACUAAAUGUGAUAAUCAUGAGAAUAAGGACCCACUAUUUUGUGAAGGAGAAAAACAGCAACUUAAUAAUUCUAAAGAAGACACAUAUCUUAAACAACAUGAUAAUAAUAAUAAUAAGUCAAAUAAUAUUUCUAACAAUUAUAAUAAUAAAGGAAGCAAUAAGGGAGGAGGUAAACGCUCCAGCACUGGGGGUAACCCAUCUAAUAACCAAAAUGACAAUAACAAAAAUAGCAAUAAUAAUAGUGGAAGUAAUGGAGGAGAUGGUAACAAUAACAAUAAUAAUAAUAACAACAAUAAAGAUGACAAUAAAGAUAAUAAUAAUGAUGAUGAUGAAAAUAAAGGGAGUGGUAAAAAUAAUAAAGGAAAUGAAAAGGGAAAAAAUCGAAACAACAAAAAUAAUAAAAAUAAUAAAAAUAACAAUAAAAAUAGUGGUAAGAAUGGUCAUAAAAAUUCCCAUUUAGAUAGAAAUUCUGAUGAAAAGGCAAAAGAAAAUACUAUGAUUCGAGGAGAUAAAAAAAAGAAAAAUAGUAGUGGCAAUAAUAGUGGUAAUAAUAGUAAUAAUAAUACCAAAGAUUUAGUAAAUUUGAAAAUCGGAUCGAAUAUGCGAAACAAUACAAAUAAUUUAAGCCGAGAAAACUUAAACAAAAUUGCUAAUAAUAAUAACUCACUUUAUAAUAAUAACAAUAUGCAUAUGGAGAUGUAUGAAAAUAAUAAUGAAGCAUGUAUAAAUAAUGGUGUUGGAAAAACAAAUGUUGGAAUGAAUUUUAAUGGCAUGUCUAUAAAAAAAAUGAAUGAAUUAUGUAAUAAUAUGAAUAAUAAAAUGCUUAUAAAUCCCAUGGAAACUUAUGAUAACAAUGAUAAUAUAAUUCAUAUGAAUGAAGAAAUGAAUCAUUUUAAUGGAAAUAAUUUUGAUGUAAAAGUUUUUAAUAAUAUGAAUGUAAUGCAUAAUAUAAAUAAUAUAAAUGGAUUAAAAGAUUUAAAUGAUAUGAAUAAUAUGAUAAACAAUAUGGAAUGUGAUAUUCAUAAUAACUUUAUGACAUAUUAUGGAAUUUCGUCUGAAGAUUUUUCAAAUAUCAAUAAUAAAAAACAUGAUACAGAUAUCAUUAUUGACAAUAGUAAUAAAAAUAAUAAAAAUAUGAAUGCCAAUAUUAAUUCACAUGGUGCUAAUACAUAUAAUAAUAUAUACAAUGGAAACAUUUACAAUAAUAAUGAUAAUAAUAAUUUACAUGAACCUAUGAUAUACCCAAUGAAUAAUAUUAAAAAUAAUUCAGAUAUAAAUAAUAUAAAAGAAUAUUAUCAGUAUUAUAAUAAUAACAAUAAUCCUAUACAAAAUCCAAAUGCUUCAUACUAUCCAGAACAUGAAGAAAAAAUGUACUUAAAUAAUAAUGGAAAUAUAAAUAAAUUUAUUGAAUAUAAGAAAAACAGUUUGCCUUUUAUAAAUAGAACUAUUGAUGAGAAAUAUGAAGAAGAAAAUUUAUUUCAAAAUGGUUAUGCAAAAAUGGAUAUGCAUGAAUUAAAUAAGUCUGAAAAUAAUAACAAUUUUAAUAACACAUUAAAAAAUUAUUGGCUCUAUAAUAAAGAUAAUAUAAUAAAAAAUGAUGUAAUAAAUAAUAAAAUUAAUAUGAAUAUAAUAGCGGAAAAAAAUGAUAAUAAAAAUCAAAUAAAUCCAAAUUUAGAAGAUAGUUUAAAUUAUAAUGAGGCUAAUACAUUAAAUUUGUUAAACAUUGCUUUUAAUGAAAUAUUUGCUGAUAAAAAACAUCUAAUAGAAAAAACGAUUACUAAAAGGUUUAUGAAAAAAUUAGCCGCUGUUUUGAAAGAUAUCAAUCCGGAUAAUAUCAAAGGAAAAGGCAAGCAACUGAAAAAAUUAAUAUUGAACAAAAAGAAGACUAACAAACAAGAAAAACAUGAAACGGAAAAAAAUAAAAAGGAAGCAAGCAAAACUUCUAACGCUAAAAUAAGUAAUGAUACCAAAAGUGAAGAUACUAAAAUAAAGGGUGAAGAGACAGUAAAAGAAAGUGAUGACAAAAAUACCGAAGAUACUUUAGAUGAUAAGAAAGAAAAAACAGGUGCAACUACUAACUCAGAUUUAAAAGGAAAUAAAGGGGAAGGUAAUAAUAAUGAAGUGAACAAAAGCAACGAAAUCGAACAAAACGAAAAAAAAUCAAAAAACAAAAAAAAUGAAAAAAAUAGCACAAACACCAAUGAACCAUUAGCAAUUAGUGAAGAUACUUCUAAAGAAUCUAAUGAAAUGGCAAAUAAAAAUAGCACUGAUAAUGACCAAUCAGUAAUGAAAGAUUUUGAUUCGGAAAAGGACCCUAAUUCAGGAUGUACUAAGGAUGAUGAUGUAGGUGGAAAUAACAAAAAGGGAAAAGAAGAAAAUAUAGAAAAUAAGAAGAAUGAAACAAUUAGCAAUAAUAAUAAUGAUGAUGAAAAGGGAGAAACUCAAAAUGGAAAUUCACUUGAAAAUAUUAAAAGAGAGGAUGCAUUAUAUGAAGAAAAUAAAAUAGAUGGUAUAUAUAAUAAGGAAAUAGAAAAUUGCCAAGAACAAAAACCAGUAGACAAUAAUAUAAAUGAAAAUAUAAAUAAAUUAAACAAUACUAGUGAAAAUGUGGAAAAUGAUAAUAUAGAAAAUAAUGAAAGAAAUGAAUAUGUUUCGUGUCAUAGUGGAAGCAGUACAUAUGAAUAUUUAAAUGAAAAUGGCGAGGAUAGUGAUGAUGAAGGAAAUGAUGAAAAUAAUAAUAGUAAAUAUAUAACAGGAAUUAAUGAUAGAUAUGAAGAAGUAAAAAUUGAAGAUGAUGUAAUGAUAAGAAGAGAUAUAUUUUUUUUUAAUUUAUUAAAAAUUGUUAUAAAAAAAAAAACAUCUGAAGAUAUGCUAAUAUAUUUACAUCUUUUAAAUGCAAUAAAUAUAGAUAAAAUAUUUGACUAUAUUAUACAAUUAUCUUGUGAUAUAUUUAAUACAUUAUUAAAUUUUAUUGAAAUAACAAAAGAUUCAUCAACAUAUAGAUUAUUAUUAAAAAAUUUGGGAGCAUGGAUAGGAAUAAUAACCAUUGGUAGAAAUAAACCAUUAAUAUCAAAAUAUAUGAAUAUUAAACAAUUAAUUUUAUAUUCAUAUGAUAAUGGAUAUUUAAUAGUUACUUUCCCAGCUGUUUGUAAAAUUUUAGAGAGUAUAAAAAAUUCUAAAAUAUUUAAACCUCCCAAUCCAUGGACAAUGGGAAUAUUAAAUUUAUUAGGAGAAUUACAUGAAGCUCAAUCACUAAAAACAAUUCUUAUUUUUGAAAUCGAAAUUUUAUUCAAUUAUUUAAAAAUUAAUGUAUUUGAUUAUUAUAACAAAUGCAAUAUUAUUAAAUGCAGAAAUAUGCCAAUCAAUUCAAAUGAUUUGUUUGUGAGAAAUAAUUAUAAUGAAAACAAUGUUAAUACUAAUGGUAAUAUGGGAUAUGUAAAUGACAAUGGGGGUCGACAUUUUGCUAAUACCAGUGAAAUUCGUCAUAUGUAUAACAAAACCUAUAGUGUCGGUACAAACUUUUAUCCAAAUGAUAAUUUUAUAAAUAACAAUAAUGAUAAUAGAGCAAAUAGACCAAUAGGAUUAGGAGAUGCAGCAUCAGCUAACUAUAUGAUUAACAAAGAUUUAAGAUAUAAUAACAUGAUGAACACACAUAGUGGACCUAUUAUGGGAUCAGAAGCAACAUCUACAGCAGCCAUUUCAGCAACUAGUAAUACUAAUACUAACGACAUAUACAAUAGGAAGCAUCUUAGCGCAAAUCUAUUAAAUAAAGGUAAAAAAAAUGAUAAUACGAAAAAACAAUUUUGUAUAAAUAUUGAAAAUAACAUGCAUAUGGUGAAUAAUUUAGCUCAAAUGAGCAACCUCAAUGUUUUAAAUAAUAAUAAUGCAUAUAAUUUUGUUUUUAAUUUAUUAGGUGAUUUUGUAAUGCUUAACGAUGGAACUAAUAUUACUGAUAGUGAUGUUAGUACUAGUAAUAAGAACACUUAUGAAGAUUCAAAUCUAGUUCAAUCAUUAUCGAAAAAUUUCAAAAAUAUGGAUAACAACCUUACUUACAAUAAACAGAUUUAUAAAAGUAGCAUGACGAGCGAAAUCGUUUUAAAAAAUAAUACCUCACAAAGAAACUUAACUGGCACUAAUAUUGGUAAAGUCAAUAGUAUUGGAAAAGAUUCUCAUACAAUGUCAAUGUACAAUUAUAUGAAUAAUGAACAACAAAACUAUAACCCAAUGUUUGGAAAUAACAUGGAUAUGUAUACAAAUGAAAAUGAUCUAUAUAAUAAUAUGUAUAAUAAAAAUAUGGAAUAUAUGCACUCAAUGAAUGGUGAACAUAUAGGAAACAAAAAUAUGAACAACAUGAACAAUAAUGGAAAUAAUGAUGAUAUUCUUAUGAAAGAUUUAAAAUACAAUGCUAAGAAAAAAGAGAAAAUGGGUGAAUUAGAAUUUAAAGAUAAUUCCUCUCAAAAUCCAAGUUAUGCUCUAAAUAAAAAUAAACUUUUAUUAAACAAUAAUAAACUUGAGCAUCAACAAUUUAAAAGUUCAGAUAUAAAGGAUGGAAAUGUUGGAAUCAAACCUGAAAUAUAUGAUAAUAAUAGUAAAAGAGAUUCUUUUUCUUCUCAAUUGAUAAAUAACAUGAAAAUAAAAAGCAUGUUACCAAAUAAUGUAGAUAAAAUGAAAAUGGCUGAUUAUAUGAACAAUAACAUUAUGCACGGUUCUAAUAGUACUAACAAAAAUAAUUUGAAUGAUGGGCUUAUUACAGGAAACAAUAACCAUAACAUGAUGGAUCCUGCUUAUUCUACUUAUCCUGGAGUAGAUAUGAAUAUGGAAAACCAAGCAAAUAUCUCCUAUAAAGAUAACACAACUAAUAACAAUAUAAAUAAUAGCGUCAGUAAUAACAAUACCAACAAAGCUAAUGUAAUUAUAUUUGACGAGAUAUCGAAUAUUUUAAAAAAAAAUAUAGUUUUAUCACCCUCCAUUUCAAUACUAAAAUUAAAUUUUAAAUAUAAGGCAUUAAUAUACUUAGCAUUUGAUUCGGCUAUUAAAGAAAUUGUAUCUUCAAUUGUUGAUAGAUUUGUUUUAAUAGGAUGUAUAACAACUAGAGAAUUAGUAAAAAAGGAUUUUUUAAAUGAACAAAAGGAGGCAAUUAUACAAAAAGCAUCACUAUUAAUGGCAACAAGUAUAACUUCUUCUCUUGCUUUAGUUUCAUGUAAAAAACCCUUGAAAAAUGUAUUAGUACAAAAUUUAAGAAAUGCUUUUGAACAAAAUAUUCCUGAAAGAAAUAACUCACUUGCUGUAGAUGAUAUGAUAAAAAUUUUGAUUAACGAUAAUAUAAAUUUAAUAUAUUUAAUAAUUGAACAAAUAGCUAUUGAAAAAUCAUCAAUAGAAAUCGAAGAAAUUAUGAAACCCGUUUAUGCAUCUAGAAAAUAUGCACGUAUACAUAAAUUAAAUAUAAAAGAGAACACAACAAAUAAAUAUUACAACACUUUACCUGUUUUUUUAAAGGCCCAUAAUAUAACUUUAAAGCACAUCCAAGUAUAUAAAAAUUUUAUGAAUUUAAAAAAUGUUAAAAGUUUGCAACAAAAAUUAUUUUCAGUGACUAAUAAUGCUCAUGAACAAGAAAGAAUUCCAAAUGAUGGUAACACAAUUAACCGAAAUGGAAAAAACCAAAAAAAUAUGAUCAAUGAUGAUGCUAACACAAAUAAUUUUUAUAAUAACAAAAAAUAUGGAAUUAUGCCACAUACAUUAGAUGGAAGGAAUUCAAAACAUGGAGAUUACAAAUUGUCAGAAAAUGAAUACAACAAGGAAACCUUAAACAAUCACAAUAGACAAGAAGAUUCUAAAUGCGAUAAUGAAAUGAAAAAAAACAGAUAUUCAGAGGAAUCAUAUUAUAACGAAAAAGGCAUAAUAGAAGAAGAUAUUAACAGUAAUAUUGCAGGAGCUAAGGAUGGUGGAAAUAAUAAUAUGCAUCAACAGAAAGGUGCAUCAAAUGUCGGUUACAAAAACAACGAAGGAGUUAAGUUUAUCCCUUGUAAGAAUAAUAACUCUAAAGAAAAUGUAAAUUUUCACUUAGGUAAUUUGAAUAGCAAUAUAAAUAAUUUAAAUAUUAUAAAUAGUAAUACUAUGAAUAAUGUAAAUCUAAAUAACCUUAGCAGUAGCGCUGAUGGUGACACUGCUAAAAUUCCUACUAGCGACAUUACAAAUAUCGCUAUAAAUAAUAAUGCUAAUUAUAUGAACAAUCUAAACUUAUAUUACUCUUCUAAUUGUCAUUAUAUAUAUAAAAAUUCAACUAACAAAUAUAAUUGUAAUAAUUCUGAUAAUAAUUUUAAUACGAAUAAUAGGUAUGUGAACAUGCAACUUAUUAAUAAUGAUGGCAAUUCUGGUCUUUAUACUUAUGGCGACCAAUGUCCACCAAACUAUUCGGGAAAUUACUCGCGGAAUUAUAUUGAAAACGGUGCAAAUCAUUUUUCGGAAAACCCUGAAAAUUUAUAUUCUCAAAACUCCAACCAAAAAUAUGAAAAUAGUUAUGCCCAUCACUUACCAAAAAUGUCUACUAGCACAAUUUUCCAAACUGCUCAAAAUAUAGAAGACUUAAAAAAUGGAAAUAUGCACCCGUCUAAUAAUGAUAGUGAACAUUCCUUUCCCCACAUUGGCAAUAGUGGAAUAAAUCCUAACUUUGAAAGUAAGUUACCUAUUAAUAUUAACACCAAUAUAAAUAAUCAUAAUAAUAUAAACUGUAUGUUUAUGCAUGAUCAAUUUAAUGAGUAUAAUAUAAAUUACAAUCAUAAUAAUAUUCCUAUUAAUAAUAAAGAAAAUAAUUUCCCAAAUUGUAUAAAUAACAAUUUUGUGGAAUAUAUCAAAAAUAUUAAUUAUAAAAAUAACUCUAUUAAUACUAUAUAUUAUAAUCCUAAUAAUAAUGGUAAUAAUUUUGCUUAUUUUAAUAUAGGUACCUCAUCUCCUAUUCCCCCUUAUAUGAAUAAUAUUAAAAGGGAUUCUUUCUCAUUAAAUGGGAAUAUAAAUAGCGAACAUAAUACUAUACCAGUUAAAAGUGAUGCUUUAAAUAAUUACGAUACCACUAGAAAUAUAAUAAUGAGGGUAAACAAAGAUUCAGAAAAAAAAAAAAAGGAAAAUGAAAAUGAUAACAACGAUUUCAGUAACAAUUAUUAUAUUGAUGGAGAACAAAUUAAUAAUUCUAAAAUGCUCACACCGAUUUCCUCAGAUUGUAUAGACAAAAUAAAUAUGGGUUUGAAAAAAAUUAAUAACAUCGACUUAUUGUGCAAAAAAAAAUAUUUAUUUUUUAUUUCAGAAAUAUUUUUAAAAGAAAAUAAAGAAAAAAUGAAUACAAAAAAUAUUAUAUCUCUUUUCGAAUUUUGUAUUAUUAAUAUUAAGGAUUAUAUUAAAUAUUUGAUUACUUUCCCUCCUAUUAUACCGACACCCAAUACAUUUAAUGGUUAUUGUAAUAUAAAAACACCAUUUUUAAAAUUUGAAAAAAAUAUUUACACAGAUAUAACAGCACUUUUAUUUAUUACCUCCUUAUCAACUAACCAUGAAAUAUUUGAACUAUGCAAAAUUAUUAUUUAUAUAUGUGAAAACUCGGAAAACAAAAGUGAUACAUAUAAAAUUAUAGGAACAAAAUUGUAUAAAUACAUACAAGAAAUGCUAAAAAAGAAAUAUAUAAUAAACAAUAAUAUUACAAGUGUGAAGGAAGAAAAAAAAGUAUUUCAUGACCAAGGGCGUGAUACAUUUUCAAGUAAUAAUAGUGACACAAAAAACAAUAAAAAUAGCACUAAUCAUAUGAAUGCAACAUAUAAUGAAACUGAUAUUCUUAUAGAAAUUCAAUUAUGCAUACUCGAAAUAAUGUGCAUAAAAAAUCGAGAAUUAAAACAAUUAAUUACUUCCUAUAUAUUAAGUUCGCCUUACCAAAAUAUAAACAGCAUUUCUUAUUUUAUUAGAUAUAAUAUUAUUAAUUUGAAGCGUUUAGAUAAAAAUCUGAAAAAUCAUUUAAACAAUUUAAACAAUACCAAUGCUAUUAAAUUUUGUACUGAAUUAAUUUAUUUUAUGGUAAUUGAAAAGAAGUAUAUAAAUUAUGAUGAUUUAAAAAAGACGAUUAAGCAGAUUCCCAAAAUUUAUAAUUUAUUAUCCAAUAACAAUGAGGAUAUUAAUAAGGAUAAAAAAAAUCUAUUAAUUACUAUAAGGAAAAAGGCCAAGCAGAUAAUUAAAGAAAUUAAAAAAAUUAGAAAAAAUAAAACACAAGAAACUAUCAAAGUAUUAAGGACUGUUACGGAAUAUUUAGGCGAAUCAAAAGCAAAGGAAUUAACUAAAAUUAAUAAUCAAAAAAUGGAGAAAAAUACUAUUAAAAAAGAUGAAGAUGGUGAUAAAGAAAUUAAAAAGAAAAAUGAUUUAUGUGCUGAACUACAAAACGAUACAAAUACACAAUGUGAUCAUACUAAUAUAGAUGAAUAUGUUGUGUUUUUGUUAGAAAAGUUGAAUUAUGAAAAUAAUAAAAAUUUUAGUACGGAAGAUAUAUUGGAAAAAGAAAUUAUAAAAAUAAAUACCAAUGAAGAAAAAGGAAUAAAAAAACAUACCCCCAAUACUUUCAACAAUGAACAAUGUAAUAAUAAUACCACUAUUUCUGAAUAUUAUGCAAACAAGCAAUCUAAUAUUUAUAAAGAAAAAGAAGAAGGAUAUAAUUCGCUGGAAACAGAUUCGGAUGUAACAUAUACUUCUCUAUAUUCAAAUAAAUCGGAAAAAUCUCAAAGUUCAUCCGAAAAUUCAUCAUUAUCAGAUUGUUCCAUUGCUUUAGACUCAAAACAUAAUUCAAAAAAAAAUGCAUACACAGAUGAAACUUAUGAUAGCGAAUCGUCGUACUCAUCAUAUUCCAAUUCUUCUAGUGCAUCAAAUAUAAGUACUAUAUCGGUUGAACAUAAAUCUACAAGUUUAGAAACAACUAAAGAAAUCGAUAUAAAAAUACCAGUCGCAGAGAAAAAUAACUUGCUAAAUAAUUUUAUAAAUACAAAAAAAUCGAAUACAAAUGAAAAUUACAUAAAUAAAAAGACAUAUUACAUUACAGAUAUAUUUAAUGAUAAGCCAAUUAAAUGCAAAUAUUUGCCAUCACCUCCAAAUAUAAAUAAAGAAAAGGGAAUGAUAAUUGCGUGUUUAUUUGCUGAGUGGUAUUUUAUAUAUAAAAAUUAUUUAAACAUUUUUAAAGUUAGCACACCUACCAAUAUCCCUGGCAUUAUGAAACAGCAGCAUAAAUCGAAAUGCAUAAAAUAUAUACAAAAAUUAAUAAAAUUUGAAUUUUUAAACAUGGAUAAAAUGACUGAUUGUUUUUUUACACACACUAUUAAUAUAUCGGUAAAUAUAGCUCUAUACAACUUACAAAAAGAUGAUGUUAUCAAAGAUGAGUUAACAAUGAAAAAUGAAUCAAUCCAGAAAUCACAUCAAACCGAAAAGGAAAAUGCUAAAAAGGGAAAGAAAAAAGGUGAAGAAAGCCAAAAUGAAAAUUGUGAGACAAAUAAUGUAUCUCAAUUAGAUAAUAACAAAACUGAAACUUUAAAAAAUAAUAAUGAAAUGAAAGAAUUAAAAAAUAGUAGUGAAUUAUUAAAUUAUAAUUAUAUUGAUGCUUGGUCUAAAAUGAUUGUAAUUAUUCUACAGUUAGUUGAAGAUAUAAAAGGCAUAUCACCAAUUAAUGUUUUACAAAAAGUUUUGAAUUCCUUAUGUAGGAUUAUACAUAAAAGAUGUGAAAUUGAAAAAAGAAAAUUUAAUCAAAGACCUUAUUUUAGAUUACUACACUGUUUAUUAAAUGACAUAAAUGAAGCGUUUACAAUGUCAAAUGUUUCUACAAUCCAAUCAAAUGAUAAACUCAUAUAUUUAAAUUGUUUUUCGAAUUGCUUUUCUAUAUUAUCUCCUAUACGAGUUCCAUCAUUUUCCUUUUCAUGGUUAGAACUAAUAUCAUCUAAACAUUUUAUGCCAAUUUUAUUAUCAAAUAUAUGUGGAUGGGAAAUAUACAAAAAUCUAUUAGUUGCACUUUUUACAUUUUUAAAAUAUUGCUUAAAGAAAUUACAAAUAUCUAAAGCCAUUGAAUCAUUAUAUAUAGGGACAGUAAGAAUACUUUUAGUAUUGCUCCACGACUUUCCAGAAUUUUUAUGUAGUUAUUAUGUAACAUUUUGUAGUUUAUUUCCAAUUAAUUGUAUUCAAUUAAGAAAUAUAGUCCUUUCAGCAUUUCCAAGAAAUAUAAAAUUACCUGACCCAUUCAUGCCAAAUAUUAAAAUGGAUUUAUUACAAGAAAUUAAAUUGGUUCCUAAAAUCUUAACAAAUAUCAUUUUUCCAUUAUUUAAAAAUAAUUUUAAACAAUUAAUUGAUGACUAUUUUAAUAAAAAAAAAUACUCAUUACUUUUACAAAUUAAAAAAAAAUUAUAUCUGCCAAAAAAGAAAAUUUAUCAACAUUUUGUUAAAUAUGAUAUGGAUCUUAUGAAUUCACUAAUAUUAUAUGUGGGCGCGUUUAUUUGCAAUGCUAAGGCAAAUAACCUCUUCAGUUUUAACAGCAAUUCGGAUCCUAUACUUUUAAUUAAGACAAAAACUGAUAUAUCUAAUAACACAAAGGAAGAAAAUAAAACCAUUUCAAGCGAUCGAGAUAUUAUCCAAAAAAUUGUAUUAAAUUCUCAAGGAGAGAUUAUAAAACGAAAAGAAAUAAAAGAAGCAGAUGAAAAACAAACAAAUCAAGAAAACCAAAGAAAUGGAGAACAAAAUAAUAAUUUGCCGAAUAAAUAUGUAGAUCUUAUGCAGGAAAAUAAAUCAGAAAAUGAAAAUUUAUCAUCCUCAAAUUGUGAUAAAACAAAUACUAAAUCGUUAGAACAAAAUUGUGUAAAUAAUAUUGACAGUGUUGUGAACAAUAAUAAUAGAGAAGAUAAUGAUGGAACAAUAGAAAUUACUAUUAUCAAAAAAAAUCUUGCUUAUACAUUAUUUUUGUUUUUAUUAAAAGAAUUAGAUAUGGAAGGAAGAUACUUAUUAUUAUUGAAUAUAGUUAAUCAUAUUAGAUAUCCUAAUUCGCACACCCAUUACUUUUCAUGCCUCAUUUUGUUUUUAUUUUCAUAUUCAACUGAUAUCGUUAUUAAAGAACAAAUAAUUCGGGUUUUACUGGAAAGAAUUUUGGCUCAUAGGCCACAUCCAUGGGGAUUAUUAAUUACAUUUAUUGAAUUAAUCAAAAAUAAAAAAUUCAAAAUUUGGGAAUACCCAUUUGUACAUGCUACAUCAGAGAUUAAAAAAAUAUUUACGUCAGUUUUUCAGACAUGCUUAGGAAAUGUUUAG